GCCAUUAGAGGCAGCGGGGGGUUGUAGUGGCGGGAGGGUAGUGUUUCGUGUUCUUGGCGGUGUCUGAGCCCCGCUCCACUUCUCGCCUCUCCCGGCCGAGCUUCCCGGGUCCCCGCCAGGGCAGGCGGCGGCGCCGCUGAUGUGAGGCCGCGGCCCGGCGGCGGGCAGAGCUGGUGCGCGGAUGGCGGCGGCGGCGCCCGGCGGCCGCAGCUUCUCGUUCAAGGUGGUGCUGCUCGGGGAGGGCUGCGUGGGCAAGACCUCGCUCGUGCUGCGCUACUGCGAGAACAAGUUCAACGACAAGCACAUCACCACCCUGCAGGCAUCUUUUCUUACAAAGAAGCUAAACAUUGGUGGAAAAAGAGUAAAUCUUGCAAUCUGGGAUACGGCAGGCCAAGAGAGAUUUCAUGCAUUGGGUCCAAUUUACUACAGAGAUUCUAAUGGAGCUAUUUUAGUAUAUGACAUAACAGAUGAAGACUCUUUUCAGAAGGUGAAAAACUGGGUCAAGGAAUUAAGAAAAAUGUUGGGAAAUGAGAUCUGUUUAUGUAUAGUUGGGAAUAAGAUAGACUUGGAAAAAGAGAGGCAUGUUUCAGUUCAAGAGGCAGAAACGUAUGCAGAAUCAGUGGGAGCAAAACACUAUCAUACUUCAGCCAAACAGAAUAAAGGCAUCGAAGAACUCUUCCUUGACCUUUGUAAAAGAAUGAUAGAAACUGCUCAAGUGGAUGAAAGAGCAAGAGGCAAUGGUUCCAGUCAGUCAGGAACUGCAAGGCGGGGUGUACAGAUCAUUGAUGAUGAGCCACAAGUACAGAGCAGUGGAGGGUGCUGUUCUUCUGGAUAACUGUAAAACUGUGGAUCACUACCCUCUCAGCCUGAAGACUGCCAUAUUCUAAGUCACACAUUCUUUACCAAUGGAGUAAUAGAAUUAACAGUAUUUAAAAAAAAAAAAAAAAAUAAUAAUCACACUUGUAACACUGCAGAGACCUUAAGUGCUAAACUAGUGGAGUCUGUGACCAGAGAAUUGGCGUUUUCUACAGUGGUUAACAAAGCAAUUACCAAUGGCCUUUUUACAUAUUUUUCUUUAAUAAGGAAUAAUAUGCAUGUAGAAAAGACCUACUUAAAGGCUUCAUUUAUAUUCUUUUAAAUCAGAUCAUUAUUAUUUAAUAACUUAUAUACAUUGUUGGAAUGGUAAUACAUUUUUGCAGCCCUUUGUAUUUUGUGGUAGACUGAAUUGUAUCACUUCUGGAUGGCACACUGAUUGGGUGGCUUUUUUUUCUUAGCAGAUACCUGAAGUAAUAUUUUUGCAGGGCUUGCACAAGCCCAAAACUGUCAACUACUUUGAUAUACUCUAUAUUCACUGUGUAUGCCAAGCUGAUAAAAUACAUUGUAAAUUACAUUAAAUAUUUUAUCUGCUUUUAAAAGUGCAGGUGCAGAAAUAUGUACAUCAGUCUUGUCAGUGAUUUGUGAAGUGAAUCAGUCAGCGAAAAGAUGCAAGCUUUUCAUUUGUACUUUGUCAAACUGCUCUGUCUUCAUUCCCUCUCCUUGCAAAAGUCCUAAUGACUCUUUAGGAGCUCUGAGUAUUUGCAGAACUCAAUCUCUUAAGCCUUUUCCUGGCAAGUAGCAGUGUUCAAAGCACCUGCUGGCAGAGAAGGAAUGCUUCCUUUUAAACUGCUUGUAAUCCAGAGGUGUCCGAGUCCCAACUGAACAAUGGAGUAUACUGACAUCUCGGCUCUGCAAACGCUUCAGUUCCUAAUCUCCUCAGGAGACUUAACCUUUUGCCCAUUAGGUAGCCAGUAAGGCAGUCCCACUUGGGGUUUGGGGAAGUUUUUUGACAGUUUUGAAUCCUUGCCUCUUGAGACGGUGUUUACACUUUUGGUUAAUAAAAGCAUUAGUUCUCUUAUGGCAAAGCUUGAGUGAACCAAUUUAACUUUCUUAAAUUUCUUUUGCGUGAUUGACUGUAGAUAAAAGAUAUGGAACUUACAAGGUGCAGUGUAACUGUAGGGACACUAGAAAACUAAACUCUUCCUGCUUUGGGGUUUGUAUUUGGGUUCUCUCCCCACCCCCUCCACUGUUAGGUACUUACUUACUGAAGCCCACAUCUAAGGUUUGGGGAGGAGGGAUUUUUCAGAAACAUUAAAGUGUGUGAAUUAAUGUCCACAGAAAAAACACAAAUGGUAGCAAUUAACUUCAAACCUGUUUUGUGCUCUGACUUUUUUUUCUACGUAACUUGUCAUGCUUGGAAAAAACAGUAAAAUUGAUGUCUCUGACAAUA
Messenger RNA from Alligator mississippiensis (American alligator), 2266 nucleotides. It is a transcript of the gene RAB21, whose product is annotated as RAB21, member RAS oncogene family. NCBI's taxonomy places the organism in Eukaryota, Metazoa, Chordata, Crocodylia, Alligatoridae. Gene Ontology annotation, biological process: Rab protein signal transduction. The coding region runs from base 182 to 835 and encodes 217 amino acids. The record is from RefSeq and is a predicted model, not a curated record. The transcript has 7 exons. Gene Ontology annotation, molecular function: GTP binding; GTPase activity.